Molecule: messenger RNA, 2709 nt
Organism: Notodromas monacha
Lineage: Eukaryota; Metazoa; Arthropoda; Ostracoda; Podocopida; Cyprididae
Source: the annotation of a GenBank genome assembly
AUGACGCGGGAAAUGGAAUUGAGAGGACUUCGUUUCGUCAUGCUGGCGCUGCCAGCAAUUUUGCCAAUUUGCCUAGCAGACGUCCAGUUUUUCGCCGAUCCCGACCCUCUGUCUCGGAUCAUACGAGAACGCGCUUUGAGGAUCGCGAGCAUACGGAAUGCCGACUCAAAUCGACCAUCCCGAGCUACCAAAGCUGCAUCUGUCGUCUCAGACGACGAAUCAUCUUUGCUUACAAAUCACGCGAUUCCCCAAAAGACGAUCCGGAAAACGUUUCGCGAUUCGCGUGCCGAUAUUCUGCGAAGUCAGAGAGUCACUCGACCGCCAACGGAAUCCAUUCGGAAAUCGACGGUUGCAGAAGAACAUACCGCGCAGAAUCUCAGUCUUCCCAUCAACACCGUGAACUCGGCGGAAAAACCGAGAAUCCAAGACCAGGAACUCCAUCUCUCGCCAGCAUUUUCAGCUGAAAAACUCUUACAGCAAGUCCAGACGGCGGCUGAUGAAGCAGUUUCAAUCGUGGAACUUGUUCUAAAUGCGGAAACAGACGAUGCGGUUUCCGAAAAGCAAGACGAGCAAAUCGAAGCUACUUCGCAGCCUGAGGAAAAGCCCGAACCAGAAAUAACCACCGCAACAAAUUCUCGAGAAGUCCUAGAUGUCACUGAAACUCUAGAACCAACAACUGAACAAUCACAAGACUCAGAACCCGAUGAUGAAGGAACUCAGACCACUACAGUGGAGAGCCAAGAAGCUACGGAAACACCAGAGGCUAGGCCACUUAAAGACGAACAAGUGGUUUCGACAGCCGAUGACGAAGCAGAAGAGCAGCCAGCUCAAACAACCGCGAAUCCCCAAUCGAACCCCGACGAUUUUCAGGAAGGGGUACCGGAAGACUCAAGCAACGAAUCCACCACAGAAGAAACUAGUACAGUGAGUUCAGAUGACGUGAGACACACAAACGACUCUUCAGAAACAACAACCAUCACCUCCGAAAUUUCCGAGACGAGCUCUGAAGUGCAAACGACUACAGAAAAUGUCGACUCUUCCGUGGAGUCAACCUCCUUCGCGAAUUUGUCUGGAGAAGAUGAUAUCUCGGAGACAACGACGACAGGAAAUCUGAGGGAUCACAGUAAUUCAAGUAGCAGCAGCAGCAGCGAAGAAGUCACAUGGGAUGCUUCGGAUUCGUCGACAACGAGGUCACCAAAUGACUCUUCGGAGAAUAGUAGCAGCGAAGAGGAAAUUGGAGGGACAACCACUGAAUUUGACACCUCCGACAGCACCAACGCUGCUGCAAGCACAACAGAAUCCAUAAGCUCGAAUGACGAUGAAGAAGAAGCUAAUAUUCACGAAGACGAGGCUGAUGAUGAAGUGCAGAAAAAUGUUCAAGAAACGACAACUGAUUCUGAUAGAAGCCAAGAAAUCGUCCAGACAACUACUGAGACGACUGAUUCCUCGAAAGAAGCUCAGAAUGCUGAAGUCCAUCAAAACUGGACACAUCAUCCCGACAGAGAAGCCUCGCAAGAAGCUCAGAUUGAAGAGCGGGACAACUUCGGAACCACGCCAUUGCCCCAAGAAGAGCACACAUCAUCGCAACCGGAAACUGACGAUACAACGUCGGACCCGCCUUCAAAAGACGAGAAGAGAGAAUCAAGAUUGAAAGACAACGCAUUACGACAUGAACCAGCAGCUCCAAACACUGAAGCCGAGAGCUUCGAUACAGAUUCGUCCGAGUUACACACGUCGCUGCUCAGGGCAUCCUACGGAAAUGUACUCAAUCAUCCGACGCAAGUCAGGUCUUUCAUCGUGGAAGCAAGACAAACUGCUGAGUCAACCGACCGAGCUGCUCCGAGAAACUUGUACCUCAAACUCAACCUGGAUAAGUUAUUGGAUUCCCUCGCGAAAACACGGCGGACCCACUAAUCUUGAAAUUUUCUUUAUGGGGUGGUCUAGAACUUCGCGGACUUUUAGGGAAAAGCGAGUCUCAAAAAAGAAAGAAUCAUUCAACAAUAUCAAGUACCAAGAGUACAUGUUCUUGCUUCGCUCACAGACAAGCACUUCUGUGGACUUAGAUUUCACUUUCAUGCAACGCUAGUAGGUUAGUAGUAGGUUGAUUAAAAUGCACUUCCAUGUUUCCCCAGAACGCAUGAAAAACAUAAAAUUCUCAUACCGACUCAGUCUGAGACAACUCUUGUGAUAUCAAAAAUUAAUCGCUUUUUUUUAAUACAGCAGUUUGCUCGUCAGUAAAAGUCAAGUACAGUAGAAUACAUAAGGUAUACAGAAUUUUGAGAGCGACACUUAUUCGAAGACAAAAGCAAAUUCAGAGCAAUUUUUAUUUACGUGCCAACUUGACUUGCUAACUCUAUUCAACCCUGAAGAAUUACAGAUAAACGUCAAUUUAAAACGAAACUGACCCAAUAAACAUACGUUUCAAAAAGCAUGUAUAAAAAGGAGCUGAUGAGUGAAUCGACUGAAACUUUCGUUUCCACGCAUUCCAUUCAAAAAAGCAAGGAACAAAACUACAGUGCUAUGUUUUGAUACAAAUUGUCUUCCACAAACGGAGCUUUCAUGCUCAGGUUUUGGGGGUUUAUCUCCUGAUUUGGCGUCAGUUUCGAUCAUUGUUGGCGACUGAAAGCCAAAAGACGUGUUUUAAUUUGUUUCUGAUCAAGAAAUUCCGCGAGUUUUAUGACCUCCCCAAACAUCAUCUUGUUCUAGUCC